UUGUACUCCAGGGAAUACACACAACAUAAGGUUACGGAAUACUCCGUACUUUCUGGAUCGAUUGGCUGCCCUACAGGAACAUAGUAAUUCCGACAAGCAGGAUAUCAUCGUGGCCGAACGACGGGAGCUGAGGGAUCAAACAAUUUCAUUUCUUAUUCCACAGGGGCGCGGGUAAUGAUCGUUCUUCAUGACGAACCCCAACCCUUUCAUUGCUUUUACGAAUUAUUCAGGUAAUGACAUAGCCAGGAAAGUGCUGAUUUCCUUUGGUUUGCACGACUGUGGUGAAGGCUGAGCUCGACUACGGCUCGCGGAUAUUGGCUUGUUUCGUUUAUUUCACCAUGGACCAAGAUUCCUCUACACAUUACAAUCCUUCCUCUCGCCCAGUUUUCGGGAUACUUGAAUCGCCCCCUCCUCAUAACCGACAGCCCUCUAUAAAUCAUGGUUCACCAUCUGAUUCGCGCAAACGCCGGCGGCUGAGCAACGCAGCUGUGUCCUCGUCAGUUUCCCAGCCUGUGAACGAGGCGGAAGAAAAUAUCGAUUCGAUUGACCUUACAGAGGCGGACGGGAACCCUGCUCUUUCCAGAGUGUUGGCAAAACAACGAGAAGAUGCUAUCACUGCACAGAUGUCAAAUGAGGAUGAAAGCGGACGUUCGAGAUUGACAUCUUAUAAAUGUCCUGUGUGCAUGGAAACCCCGGUUGAUGCAACGUCCACAGCUUGUGGCCAUCUUUUUUGCCAUAAGUGCAUUAUUGACACCCUAAGAUUCAGUGAAGAGCAGCGAGCAGACCACUCAGGGAAAACUCCUCGAGGAACCUGUCCCGUAUGUCGAAAACCUCUCUCACGGAUGGAUGCGCCGGGUCCAAAAAGGAAUCUUAUUCCACUGCAAAUCAAGCUUACUACGAAGAAGAGAAAUGAAGUGGCAGGACGAGUGGAUAACGCCUGAGCGCUCUGCGCCGCCCACUUAAAAGAUAGCGCUUCAAUUCCGAACCGCAUGGCAAACUAGCGCAGUCCUGACUAAAUCUGUAGCUCAACGGCGUCUCUUUCUUCUGAGGUGUACUUCAGCGAGUUCGUUGAUAUCGAGCGACCGGAAUUGGAAUAAGUGAACCCCCUCGGAUAUAUUUCAGAGGACAUUUCAUAGGACAUGCAUUUUUGCAAGACUUGAAGAAGCAUGAGAUAUACAAGAUCAGGUUUUCGUCGGCUGCAGGCUCUCUCUCUCUCUCUCUCUCUCUCUCUCUCUCUCUCUCUCUCUCU
Messenger RNA from Aspergillus ochraceoroseus IBT 24754, 1249 nucleotides. RefSeq lists its product as uncharacterized. Lineage: Eukaryota; Fungi; Ascomycota; Eurotiomycetes; Eurotiales; Aspergillaceae. Gene Ontology annotation, molecular function: metal ion binding. The record is from RefSeq and is a predicted model, not a curated record. Bases 339 to 941 code for a protein of 200 amino acids. The transcript has 2 exons.